CAGAAAUGUGUCGAACCCUGUACCACAAGUGCACUGUCCCUCGAAGUAGCUCCUGAUCGCAGUCCCAUGUUCGAUCUUGCCUGGUGAGUUGCAGCUCGAAGUAUAAAGGAAGAAGGUGCAGCGCUCUUACUUGUAUUUCGAUCAAGACCUUCCAACAGUUGAGAAGUCAACGUUCCUCAACACAUAUUGGACACAUCAUCUCAACCUUCAACACUUACUUCCCUUCAAAUACAUCCUUCCAUCCCACAUGGCCAACUCAAAGAGAGGGUUCACCUCGUUGGUGUUCCUCUUGGUAUUGUUCUCGUUGCUCUCCUUCACCUCGGCCUUCCUGACAAGAUCUCUACCGGAUGGUCGACGCAUACGCAUUCCAGGUCUCAAGCCAAACGCUCACGGUAACAUUUCAACUUCCACUGCUGUCAAUAUCAAUAUCGCUCGAAGAGGUCGUCGCCCCGGGCAGAAGCCUGGUUCUGCAUCUAGCGUUUCUCAAGGCCCCAAAGUACCGGUGACUGGGAAAAUGUGUGGGCUUGACACUCCCACGGCAGAAUCUUGGGACGCAAAUCGGGAAGCUAUCUGCGAAUGGUAUUUGAAACAACACGACGAUUACAUCAUGGAUCCGAAUUACGCCAAUGUGAUGCGCUUCCUCAGAGAUCGUUGGGCACCCAAUCUUGUCGGCAGUAGUCUUCUGUGUGACGGAGUUGGAGCAUGCAGUAUCGGGACCUGCAGAAAUCUUGUUGAUGACAACGGUACCAAUGGCCAUGACCGGCAAAUGGCUCUUUAUGUUUUCGAACAGGCGGCCAACGCCGUCCACCUCCUGCAAGCGACAGGGAAACAAUUCACUGACUCGAUGAAUACCGCCAUGCACAAUUCUGACAGCGUCGUUGAUGAAUUCAGCAGCGCGCCACGGAUCGAAAAAGCCUUGAAGGAUGAAGCCAAAAAGGAAAAGAUAGCCUUGGCAAUUGUACAGUCGCUAGGUCUUGCUAUCUCCGGCGGGUUCGGCUUCGCACCUAAAAUGGUAUCAGCUUCUGUUGGCUUAGUGGUCAACACCUACAUCAGUGUCACGACACUAGUAAACGAGUUCCGUCCAUCAGACGACUUUGUUGACGAUCUGAAGGACGACUUUCGCAUGGAUCUCGGCACAGUACUUGAAAUGACCAAGAAAAGUAUCCAAAUGGAUUUGCACGACCUUUGGGUUGGAGCUCCGGACCACAAGAACCGAACUAUCGUCGAUCUCAUGACUGACAGUGACUUCUUGGAGCCAGAUCCCGACUUCAUGCCCGAGCUGGGUGCCCAUAUCGACCGGAUUGUCCUAGGCACAGCUAUCAAUAAGCUGUGGGAAUUUGACCGGGCUUACUUCAACGUUGUCGAAAACCCUGGAGGCUGUGAGGCCGACAAAACGACUUAUGUUCGUGGACCAUUCCAAUAUCUCGUUUGCCUACCAGAGCACCCCGGGCUAGGUUUCUGGCUGUACUCGCUCGAUCGCGCUGAAGAAAACGACUCUUGGGGGGAUGAUGCAGCCCAGGUCCGUGGUCCUACGGGGUUUUAUAAACUUAGUGGUCGGGAAGAGUACUUCGAAAUUACUCUCCAGGGCGUUGCGCGAUCCUCCUACUGGGCUUAUAAGAACAAACUAGUCAAGAUGAAGGGCGAUAAGAUCGACUUUGACCCUCUGAGCGUUGACCAGCAAAUUCGAAGAGCGAAGGUAGAGGAUCGUAUGUUGGGUGUGUUCACAGUCCCCGUUUGCUUCAAUCCAGGCGGCGAGUCCAUCUCAGGAGUACUGGACAAAAGGGGCCAAAACUACCCUUGUUUGUGCGGCAACUUCGCCUGGACGGGUGGUUAUACCGAGGGGCUAGACGAAAGAAUAACAUUCCUCACUUCCUCUGGAUUCAUGUUCUCAGAAGACACAGAGUAUUGGUGCAGGAGUAAGAAUAAGUGUGAGGUCGACGAGACUGUUGAUCUCCGCAAGAAGCUCAAUGCCGCGCGCAGGCCGGGAGACCCGCCAAUUCCGGACAGAAUCCAGCACCCUUUCAAGAAGUGCAAUAAGCGUCGUGACUCGAAGAAGCAUCCAGGCUGGCCAAUGAAUGACAUGACGGGUCGUACUUAG
Boeremia exigua is the source of this 2098-nucleotide messenger RNA. RefSeq lists its product as uncharacterized. The record is from RefSeq and is a predicted model, not a curated record. The transcript has 2 exons. NCBI's taxonomy places the organism in Eukaryota, Fungi, Ascomycota, Dothideomycetes, Pleosporales, Didymellaceae. Bases 248 to 2098 code for a protein of 616 amino acids.